AUGACGUCGUUCGCAAACAUGACGCAGUCCCUUGCUGCGAGCUUACCAGCUACAUCCACUUCGGCUACAGGCUCCAGCCACAGCUCUACCGAGCAAGAAGACCCCCUCGCCAUGUCUCAUAUCAUCUGCAAUCUUCUCGAGAAUAUGAACAAACCAUCCAGUCUUCAAGGUGCCUCUGCCUCUUCGUCUUCAACUAUGCCUUACGAUAUCUGGGCAUUGCCUUCCUGUAGUUCGUUACAGAACGCUGCCACGCCUAACGCUCGUGAGUAUGGCUCUGUUUCUAACAAUAAUAAUCAAAGUCACUCCAAAGAGGACAACUCUAGCGGAUCUCCCGGUACCUCGUCGUCUGUUUCAAUUAGCUGUUUCCGUUGUGAAGAGCGCUCUCCAACCACACGUUGCCUUGAAUGCAAUGAUUUGUUUUGUCACGAGUGCUGUCACAAAGUUACUUCAGAUUGCCAGUUAAGAGAGCAUACUCUGCUGCCUAUUCAUCAAAUAUCACCUAUUGGAGCCAGACCUAACUCUGUCACUAAUGAAAAGGAAGUUAUGUAUUGCGAACUUCACGGCGAUCCUGUAAGAUAUUAUUGCGAAGGUUGUAUUAUUUUCAUAUGUCAAGAAUGUACCUUAUGGGUCCAUAAAGAUCAUUGUUACUCUCCUAUUAAAGGUGCCCUUGACAUGUGUAGAAUCGGAGUUUUCAGAGCUAUAGAAGAUACCAAAACUGGCACUAAAGCUAUAAAAACUGCUAUAGAUAGAGCAGUAGCAAUGUCGAAAGCUUAUGAAAAGGAAACUGCAGAAGCCAACAUGAAAAUUCGUAAAGCAAUGCGAUGCUUUGCUCAGGCAAUUGAGGACCGUGAAAAAUAUUUGCUAGACAAGGUUGAGAAGAUGCGUCAAGCAAAGAUGAAUGAAUUGACAGACCACAUGAAUACACUUCGUGGUAUUCUCGCUGGAUUAGCGCAUACCAACGAAACUCUAGUACGCAGUAUGGAUUCUGAAGGCAUUGAUUUAUUCAUGGCCAAAGAAAAAGGAAGAGCACAAGUAGAUUAUUUCUCGUGUAUGUUUAAAAAUAUGUAUGUAACUGAGGAACGUAUUAUGUUUAUACCUCCCAAUUACGAUUUAGUAGAUCAGAUUAAAAGACAAUGUGAUGUCCAAUCUGCUCCAGUAAAUUCCAUGCAUUCUUUGAACUCUUCCUCAUCUCUUCAAUCACGUCAAUCAUUACUACAUUCAUUACAAUCGGCUCAAACAUUUUCACCUUUAUCUUAUCAGAUGUCCACUACAAAUAGCCUAAGGUCAUUACCAGAUUUUACAAAUAGCCAUACACGAUCCACAAACUAUUACGAUCAUAGUAUCCCGACUAGUAUAGCUAUGGACUCAAAUACUUCACGUGGCAUUGGUCAGGCAAUUCCUGGAUAUUGGAUGUCAGUCGCUGUAAAGCCCACAAGAAGCCCAGUGUCUGGUGUUCCCAUGUUUUCAUUUGGUAGAGAGGGUCAAGAUGAAGGUCAAGUGUCCAGACCCUGGGGCUUAUGUGUAGAUAGAGAGGGUAAUAUAAUAGUUGCGGACAGAAGAAAUAAUAGAAUUCAGAUAUUUAAUAGUCGUGGAGAAUUUAGAACAAUGUUUGGCUCUAAAGGAACAGGACCUGGCGAGUUUGAUCUUCCGGCUGGUAUAACGACCGAUACUUAUGGUCGUAUAAUCGUUAUCGAUAAAGAUAACCACAGAGUUCAGAUAUUCACUUCAUCGGGUAAUUUUAUUCUUAAAUUUGGUUCCUUCGGUAAAGAAUGUGGACAAUUUCAGUAUCCGUGGGAUGUAGCCGUUAAUACAUUAGGUAAUAUUGUGGUGACUGACACCCGUAAUCACCGUAUUCAGCUAUUCACUAGUGACGGUACUUACAUUACUAAAUUUGUUUUCGAGGGAGCCAAUCCCGCCAAAAUGCUUAAAGGGCCUACUACACCAAGAGGUGUUUGUUUCACAACUUCAGGAAAUAUUAUUGUCUCUGAUUUUGAGAAUCAUCGGUUGCUUAUGGUAGAUCCAACUUUAUCGAAAGUUCUUCAUUGUGUAGGCCGAGAGGGUUCAGGCAUCGGUGAGCUUAAUCGUCCAUCAGGAAUAGUUACCGAUGACGAUGGUCGAAUCAUUGUAGCCGAUUCUAAGAAUCAUCGUGUGCUUGUAUUUACGUCAGAGCUUCGUAUUUUAUGGGCUGUUGAUCUAAAGAGUCCUGGUCUUGACGAUAAAGAUAGACCGAGCGACGUGGCUCUUACCACUGAGGGUUUCUUAGUUGUAUUAUUUGAGACUUUACCUGAUACCGCUCGCGAUAUAACAUCUCAUGGCAAGCAAUACAUCAAAGUUUAU
Messenger RNA from Brenthis ino (lesser marbled fritillary), 2337 nucleotides. The record is from the annotation of a GenBank genome assembly. NCBI's taxonomy places the organism in Eukaryota, Metazoa, Arthropoda, Insecta, Lepidoptera, Nymphalidae.